This is a messenger RNA of Eublepharis macularius, 1217 nucleotides long. It is a transcript of the gene ALX4, whose product is annotated as ALX homeobox 4. Gene Ontology annotation, biological process: regulation of transcription by RNA polymerase II. Bases 1 to 1209 code for a protein of 402 amino acids. The record is from RefSeq and is a predicted model, not a curated record. The transcript is spliced from 4 exons. Gene Ontology annotation, molecular function: RNA polymerase II transcription regulatory region sequence-specific DNA binding; DNA-binding transcription activator activity, RNA polymerase II-specific. NCBI's taxonomy places the organism in Eukaryota, Metazoa, Chordata, Lepidosauria, Squamata, Eublepharidae.
AUGAAUGCCGAGAGUUGCGUCUCGUUCUGCGAUCCCGCGGCUGCCAUGGAUUCUUUCUACAACGCCGCCUCGCAGGCCAACCCCGACGGCUCCUCGCCUUUUAGGGCAUUUCCCGGCGGCAGCGACAAGUUCAGCCCCGCUUUCCUCGCCAGCAAAGGGCAAAGCAGCUUCGGCGACAGCAGCAGCAGCGGCAGCAGCAGCAGCAGCAGCCCCAAGUGCCGGAGCCGCUACGGCCAGGGGGAAUGCGCGGCCCUGGACGCCGGCGGCGGGCAAGCGGCUCCGGCGGCCGCCUCCUUCGGCAAGUACCACCCGCAGCCGCAGUCGCAGCCACAGCUGCCGCCGCUCUACGUGCAGCGAGGCCCCUGCAAGAGCCCUCCGGGCAGCAGCCUCAAGCCGCUGCAGGACCCCAGUGGGCACAACGGAGCCCUGCAGCUCUCCUGCUACGCUAAAGAGAGUUCCUUGGGAGAGGCUGAGCUGCAGCCUGGCUCAGAUCCUUCUGGAAUGGAUGGUAGUUACCUCAGCGUGAAAGAGACUGGUGUGAAGGUACCCCAGGAAAGGGCGAGCAACGACCUUCCCAGCCCCAUGGACAAGACUGAUUCAGAGAGCAACAAAGGCAAGAAGAGACGGAAUCGCACUACUUUCACCAGCUACCAGCUAGAAGAGCUGGAAAAGGUCUUUCAGAAGACCCACUACCCAGAUGUCUACGCCAGAGAACAGUUAGCCAUGAGGACAGAUCUCACAGAGGCCCGAGUACAGGUGUGGUUUCAGAACCGACGGGCAAAAUGGAGGAAACGAGAACGGUUUGGUCAAAUGCAACAGGUUCGCACUCACUUCUCCACUGCCUAUGAACUGCCAUUGCUAACUCGAGCAGAAAACUAUGCCCAGAUCCAGAACCCAUCCUGGAUUGGCAACAAUGGUGCUGCCUCCCCUGUGCCUGCCUGUGUCGUGCCAUGUGACUCGGUGCCUUCCUGCAUGUCACCCCAUGCUCAUCCCCACACAACAGGAGGGGUGUCUGAGUUCCUGAGCGUCUCUGCUCCCAGCAGCCACGUGGGACAGACUCACAUGGGCAGCCUCUUUGGAAGCACUGGCAUCAGCCCUGGCAUCAAUGGCUAUGAGCUGAAUGGUGAGCCUGACCGCAAAUCCUCCAGCAUUGCAGCCCUGCGGAUGAAAGCAAAGGAGCACAGUGCGGCUAUAUCAUGGGCAACAUGACAGGGCUA